CACGAUGCAUCUACGCAGAGCACAAGUUGAGUAUGAGAAGCUUUGUGAUUUCAGCUUCUAAAAGAAUAGUUUUCAGUCAUAUCUCAUCACCCGAGGUUAAUUUUCUGAGAGGUAUAUCAUCACGCUUCAACCCGAAGAGAACAAAACUGGUCUUCCGGUUCAUGGCAAAGAAUGACGUAGAACCAUCGACCAAUCAGACUUAUGAAUCUCUUUUAACGAAUCUUACAUUUAUCAAGACAUUUGCUUCUGGAAUUCUUGUUCCGAGGGGAUACAUAUGGCCAGUAGAUGCAAGCCUUUAUCUACAACCACAUACAUCUUUGGUCUCGGAUGCACAUAAAGCGGGGCUGGAAGUUUUUGGAUCAGAUUUUGUGAAUGAUGUUCCAUUUAGCUUCAAUUACAGUUAUGAUCCACUUGCUGAGUACCUCCAGUUCAUAGACAACGGUGACUUCUCUGUUGAUGGCGUGCUGUCUGAUUUCCCCAUUACUGCAUUUGAAGCAAUAGGUUGUUUUUCUCAGUUAGGCACCAAUGCCACGAAACAAGAUAAAACCUUGAUUAUCUCAAAAUAUGGAGCAAGUGGGGAUUAUCCUGCUUGUACCGAUUUAGCAUAUAAUAAGGCCAUAGAGUACGGUGUGGAUGUUCUUGACUGUCCGGUUCAAAUAUCAAAAGAUGGAACACCAUUUUGCUUAAACUCCAUUGAUCUUAUAGAGAGUACGACAGUUGCCCAAUCAAGCUUCAGCAAAUUUGCCAUGACUAUCCCUCAGAUCAAACCCACCAGUGGCAUAUUUGCAUUCAACCUCACGUGGAGUGAUAUAAAAACUUUGACCCCCUCAAUAUUGAAUCCUUUUUCAAAGUACAGGUUGUUCAGGAAUCCAGAAUCUAAGAAUUCAGGGUACUUGGUGGCGUUAUCAGAUUUCUUGUCCUUGACAAAAAGUCACCCUUCUCUAUCUGGUGUCUCUAUCGCUGUUGAGAAUGCAGCCUAUCUUGCUGAGAAGCAAGGAUUAAAUGUGAUUGAUGCAGUAAUCAAUGCUUUGAGCGAGGCAGGUUAUGAUAAUCCCGGAUCCCAAAAGGUUUAUAUCCAAUCCACUGAUAGCUCUGUACUGCUAAAGUUCAAAGAGAAAACCAGUUAUGAGCUUGUGUACAAGAUUGACGAGACUGUCGGUGAUGCUGAUAGUGCAGCUGUUGAGGAUAUAAAGAAAUUUGCUAGUGCUGUGAUUGUCAACAAGAACUCUGUAUUUUCUAAUAAUGAUCAAUUCCUGACAAGCACUACGAAAACUGUGGCGAAGCUAAACGCUGCCAACCUCUCAGUUUUUGUAGAGACAUUCAGCAAUGAGUUUGUUUCUCAAGCGUGGGAUUUCUUCUCAGAUGCAACUGUUGAGAUAAACUCAUAUCUAAAUGCUGAGGGCCUAAAAAUUGAUGGUAUCAUCACGGACUUCCCUAAAACUGCCAACAGAUACAGAAGGAACAAAUGCUUAAAUUUGGGUGACAAGAGACCUACUUACAUGGACUCUGCUACACCAGGUGCUUUUUUUUCUCUCAUUACCUUAGAUUUCUUGCCUCCAGCUCAAGCUCCACUCCCACCCUUGACAGAAUCUGAAGUUGCAGAGCCACCUUUGCCUCCUGUUGCUAAAAUAGCCCCAGCUUCCAGCCCCAGUUCUGGAACCCCAGCACCACAAAGAAAUGCACAGCCUAAGGUUGCUGUCUGCUUCUUCUUUUCCUCUCUGGCUGUGUUCACAGCUUCCCUUCUUGUGCUUUGAGCAAAAUCAUCUCUAAACUUCCUUCUAA
Molecule: messenger RNA, 1782 nt
Organism: Vigna umbellata (rice bean)
Lineage: Eukaryota; Viridiplantae; Streptophyta; Magnoliopsida; Fabales; Fabaceae
Source: RefSeq, a predicted model, not a curated record